AUGACGCCUCCUCUUCCCCCCUCCGUCCCUUCAUCGUCGGCUCGCGCUUGUCCCGCCCUUCCACCCUCCCGCUCUCACUCCGUCGCGCCGCAUCCGCAGGUAGUCGUCGAGACCGGUAAGAUUGGAAAACAAGCAAACGGCGCAGUUAUCGUGUCCGAGGGCGAGACACAGAUGUACGUCACGAUAUGCGCGGGACGCGACGUCGUCGCGGACGGCGGCUUCGUCCCGUUAACGGUGAAUUACAUGGAGCGAUUCAGCGCCGCGGGGAGGACGAGCGGCGGGUACCGAAAACGCGAUGGCGGCGUCCGUGAACACGAGACUUUAAUCGGACGGCUCGUGGAUCGACCGCUUCGACCGAUGAUCCCGAAAGCGUGGGCGUACGAGACGCAGAUCCUGCAGUGGGUCCUAUCAUACGACGGUAACCGAAGCACGGACGCGCUCGCGAUCACGGCGGCGUCUGCGGCGGCGGCGGUGUCGGACGUGCCGCUCUCGAAGCCCGUGUGCGGCGUCAGAGUCGGGUUCCUUCCAGGCGAUGCGACGCCGAUCGUGAAUCCGACGACGGAGCAGAUGGAGAACAGCCGACUGGACCUUCUGCUCGCGGGGACCGAAGACGCGGUGAUGAUGAUCGAGGGGUAUGGGGAUUUUCUCUCCGUGGACGAGAUGAUCACCGCGAUCGCCGCGGGGCACGCCGCCAUCGCGAGCGUGUGUCGAGAACUCUCAAAGUGGGCGGCGGAGGUUGGGAAAGCCAAAGCGACGGAGCGGUUGCUCACCGCGCCGGACGGGAUCUACGAAUCCGUGAAAGCGGCCGUCGGCGAUGAGCUCGCGGUGGCGAUGGCGAUCGGCAAGAAGCAAAUCCGCGGCGCCGCCGUGGAACGGCUGAGGAGCAAGGCGAUCGAGAUGGUAUCGGGGCUGGACAAGGAGAACGCCGCUUACAAGGCUUCUGCGCGUGCGGCCCAACUGCCGAGUGCGCACAUGCACGCGUUGUUAAAACCGCGAGCACUUCGAACGCACGCUCGGCCUACCCUGGGGUCGCACCCGGGCACUUCCGGUCCGGAAGACGUGCGACUCGCGUGCGAGAAGAUUGAAUCCGAAGCCCUGAGGGACAUGAUCCGAUCGCGCGGAACGCGGCAGGAUGGAAGAGAUGUGUACACGGUGCGUCCGAUAUCGUGCGAAGGUGGUUUUUUACACCGCACUCACGGCAGCUCGUUGUUCACGCGAGGCGAAACGCAAGCGAUCGCGGCGGCGACGCUGGGCUCGCAGUCGGACGCGCAGAGGUUCGAUGGCAUCGCGGAGAUGGACGACCGCCGCUUUUAUUUGCACUACUUCUUCCCCCCGAGCAGCGUCGGCGAGUGUGGCAGAGUCGGCGCGGCGAGCCGAAGGGAAGUUGGGCACGGGAACCUCGCCGAACGCGCGCUCGCGCCGGUGCUUCCCUCUAAAGACGAGUUUCCAUUUACGGUGAGGUUAGAGAGUACGAUCACGGAAAGUAACGGGUCGUCGUCCAUGGCGACCGUGUGCGCAGGGUGCCUCGCGCUCCAAGACGCGGGAGUGCCGAUUCGGAGAAAAGUAGCUGGUAUCGCGAUGGGGCUCGUCUUAGGCGACGAGACCAAAGGCGAAGACGCGAUCGUGCUCACGGACAUCCUCGGAAGCGAAGACGCGCUUGGGGACAUGGAUUUCAAAGUCGCCGGCGACGGCGAAGGCAUGAGCGCGUUUCAGAUGGACAUCAAAGUUGAGGGGAUCAGCCUACCGGUGAUGCGGACCGCGCUCGAGCGCGCGCGCGAGGGGUUGAUUCACAUCCUAGGCGAGAUGGAUAAAGCGGACCCAUCGCCGCGGAAGGGGGGGGAAAUGUCGAAAUACGCCCCGAGGAUCGAAGUCGUCGAGGUGAACACGAAAUACAUCGGUAAAAUCAUCGGCAAAGGCGGCGAACAAAUCAAGUCCAUUUGCGAAGAGACGAGAAUCGACACGAUCGACAUCAAUAAUGACGGCGUGUGCGUGCUCACGGGCUCAUACGGGUGCGACAUGGCACGCGCGUUGGAGAUUAUCGCCGAGCUCACGAUCGAGCCGGAAAUCGGAAAAAUUUAUCGAAACUCGCGCGUCACGAAAGUUUUAGAGUUUGGCGCGUUCGUGGAGAUCUUACCUGGCGUCGAAGGGCUCUGCCACGUUAGCGAGCUUGACGUCACGCGCGUCGCGAAUGUCAAGGACGUCGUGAACGAUGGAGAUUUCAUAGACGUGAAGCUGUUGGAAACGAACGAAAGAGGGCAAUAUAAACUGAGCCGCAGAGAGGUGCUUCUCGACGACGGAAAAGGCGGCGGAAGCGGAGGCGGCAGCACGCCGCGAGAAGACCCUGCGUCGCGGUUCUUGAGCGAGAAUGGGCAAAAUUUCAGCGGCGGGUGGGAUUCUGAUCGCGGCGGGGGAGGUGGAAGAGGCAGAUCGUCGUCCAAGGCGAGGAGGGGGCGAACGAGGCUGCGGGAGUGAGACAAAGACGCCUCGCACGUUUUGCCUCCGGUUGGUUUUGUCCGUCGAGCGGUUUUCCAUGGUCUCUUUAUUCACGGCGACGCGCUCGCGACAUCUGACGCGGUCACCGCCGCCGCCCUUUCUUCAUCGCGUUUAGUUUGCUAGUGAGCCGCUCUCGCGUAGACCCGAUCUUCAUCUUUUUCGCCUUCGCUGCCGCAGCUGCCGGCGCUGACUCUGGCGAGACAACUUCCCAUACACUCCCGUUCGAGUGGUGAACGCCAUUCCUUAAGGACUCGCCGCCUCCCUCGUCCAUCUUCCGCUUCGCCGCUCGCGCAACGUAUCCGGCCGUCGUCUCUUUCUCUUUCCGAAGUCGACCGCGCCCGGGGGGGGACAUCACAUCAUCGCCACCACCGCCGUCAUCGCAUUCGAUGUCUUCCCACGACGGCGUGUACGUAUCCCCGUCGUCGACCCCGGCUUCCGCGUCGUCGUGACUGCUUUCCAUACAGCCGUCACCGCGCGUUGAACGCCGUUCCUCAAGAAGGUUCUCAUCCUCCGUAGAAACGCUCACAUCACUGGGAUCCGCGCGGGAGUUUGCCGCUGUUGCACAUUUCGUGAGACCUCUCUUUUUAGUGUCGACGCAACUCGGACAAAACCACUCGCUCUCCGGAACAGCCUUGACGUUCACGCAGGACGCGUGGUACACAUCGUCGCACCCGUCGCAAUACAUCCCGUCGUCGUCGUUCACGCCGCAGAAGCGACACGCCUCCGGGUCCUGGUCGAGACUGGUCACCAUACGACCUCCCUCACGUGUUGAACGCCGUUCCUUAAGAAGG
This is a messenger RNA of Micromonas pusilla CCMP1545, 3284 nucleotides long. RefSeq lists its product as uncharacterized. NCBI's taxonomy places the organism in Eukaryota, Viridiplantae, Chlorophyta, Mamiellophyceae, Mamiellales, Mamiellaceae. The transcript is spliced from 5 exons. The record is from RefSeq and is a predicted model, not a curated record. Gene Ontology annotation, biological process: mitochondrial RNA 3'-end processing; mitochondrial mRNA catabolic process. Gene Ontology annotation, molecular function: RNA binding; 3'-5'-RNA exonuclease activity; polyribonucleotide nucleotidyltransferase activity. Gene Ontology annotation, cellular component: mitochondrion; chloroplast stroma; cytosol. Bases 1 to 2472 code for a protein of 823 amino acids.